Wyeomyia smithii (pitcher-plant mosquito) is the source of this 13718-nucleotide messenger RNA. Its product is annotated as potassium voltage-gated channel subfamily KQT member 1-like. The transcript has 8 exons. Gene Ontology annotation, cellular component: membrane. NCBI's taxonomy places the organism in Eukaryota, Metazoa, Arthropoda, Insecta, Diptera, Culicidae. Bases 305 to 3166 code for a protein of 953 amino acids. The record is from RefSeq and is a predicted model, not a curated record. Gene Ontology annotation, biological process: transmembrane transport; potassium ion transport. Gene Ontology annotation, molecular function: voltage-gated potassium channel activity.
GUCGAUGAAACACAAUGUUGACAGUGCUGUUAUUGGUUUGGUGGCGAAAUUGGCACAAUUUUUCCAGUGACGAAGCUGCUGCCCAAGUAAUGUUGUGUCCUGUCCAGUGCAGUAAUCCGGUAAAAGUGUAUCGGGUGAAGAAAAAGUGUUUCGACAAUCGGGACGGUUUCCUUGGUAGAUGUAGUGUAGAUGGUAGUGACAGUAGUGCAACCGUAGAGCAAUAGAUAGAUCAUAAAACGGACAGUGUGUGUGUGUGAGUGGGUUGGUGCAAACGGGAGCAACGAGCGGACGAAGUUGCCGCCAAAUGUUGUCGGUUGUGCUCAGUACGGCCACGAUAACAAUGAACAGAGGCGAGCAGGAGAAUCUCUUUCGGCAGUCACGAAAUCUAAGGCUGCAGCAAGAGGAGAAACAUCAGCUUCAGUUUCAGCAACAGCAGCAAUAUCUGAACAAACCACGUCACUUUUCGUACGGUAACAUCCACCAGGUCAGUAAUCUUCAUAUGCAAGCCUCUAACUCGCGAUCGUUUGGCGAUGAUCGCGGCAGCGGUAGCCACCAGUUUGCGGGGGUUGCAUGCGAUGACCUGGUGCUUAGUGUGCUCAAAUCUCCCGUCAAGGAGACAACAAAUCUGCUCAGUAGUAGCAGUAUCUGCGGUCAGAUUAUAUCGGCAAGUCCGAGUGCCGGUAGCAAUGGCUUGGGGACCGGGGCAAACACCGGAACGGGAACGGCGACCACGCAAACGCCGAGUCCCUGCGCCGGAUAUCAGGCUUUGCACGGUUCCGAGGAUGAAAUGAUUGAUGAUAUCGAGUCGGCAAUGGAAACGACCGAGCUGAAUGCCGUCAAAAUGACGGCGGAACCGUCUUCCUCCCCACGGGCACUAAAGUUCCUGCGUCGAUUUCGGACGGGUAAAAUGGGUCGCUUCGAGCCGCACCAUAGACGCGUUCCGACGCCCAUCCGGCGUAAAAAUCGUAGCCGCUCGAGGUCCCGUUCGAACGCGGACAUUCUGGACGGAGUCACGACCGGCGAUGAUCCGUGCGACGUUCUGCCGGGGGACGAUCCCUGUGACGACGGCGGUGAAGCACCCAUCACGCAGAAAAUCGGUGUUUCCGAUCCGUACUAUCCUAUUGCACUGCCGAUUGAUCAAGCGUUCAAAGCCAAAUAUGUUUUCCAUCACCGUCGAGGCAAAACGGUACAGGAGCGGUUCUAUGUAUUCCUGGAGCACCCGGUCGGUUGGCUGUGCUUUAUAUACCAUUUCUCCGUAUUCAUGCUCGUGCUGGUGUGUUUGAUAUUUAGCGUGCUGUCGACGAUAGACGAGUACAGUAAGUUCGCGAACGAGACCUUAUUCUGGAUGGAGAUCUGUCUGGUGGUGUUCUUCGGUGUGGAAUACCUGGUGCGGCUGUGGUCCGCCGGCUGCCGGUCCAAGUAUAUGGGCUUCUGCGGCCGGCUGCGGUUCAUUCGCAAGCCGAUAUGUAUUAUAGAUUUAAUAGUAGUAGUAGCAUCAAUGGUUGUGCUGUCAGUGGGCUCAAAUGGACAAGUGUUCGCAACCAGUGCGAUCCGGGGCAUCCGAUUUCUGCAGAUUCUCCGGAUGCUGCACGUGGAUCGACAGGGCGGCACCUGGCGGCUGCUCGGCUCCGUUGUCUUCAUUCAUCGGCAGGAAUUGAUAACGACGCUGUACAUUGGUUUCCUGGGGCUAAUAUUUAGCUCCUACUUUGUGUUUCUGGCGGAGAAGGACAUCACCAGUCCGGAUGGACGACAACCGUUCGCCAGCUACGCGGAUGCCCUCUGGUGGGGAGUCAUAACGGUGACUACGAUAGGCUACGGUGACACGGUGCCCCAGACGUGGAUGGGCAAAAUCGUGGCGUCGUGCUUCAGUGUGUUUGCAAUCUCAUUCUUCGCACUUCCGGCGGGCAUCCUCGGGUCUGGUUUCGCACUCAAAGUUCAACAGAAGCAACGCCAGAAGCACUUUAACCGCCAGAUUCCGGCGGCAGCAAUGCUGAUACAGUGCCUCUGGCGCUGCUAUGCCGCCGAUAAGAGCUUCCACUCGGACGCGACCUGGCAGAUAUACGUCAAGUCCGACGAUCAGAAUGCCAACAGCUCAAACAUCAGCGCCGCCCUACCCUCGCAGCUGGGCAAAACCCUAAUGGUACAGGUGGCGAGACGCGGUGCAUCGGUGCUGAAGCGAAGGAAAUCCCGAAACCGGAUGGAGGUCCCGGGCCUGAAGAACGCUGCGUUGGCGUCGACGGUCGCAACCUCUGGACAGGGCAACUCCGGCGGUGCAGCAUCGGCAACCCCCUCGGGAGUGGCAACCGGUGGUGGUGGUGGCAGCUGUAGUGGACCACCGGGGACUCCCGGGGUGGGCAGUGGUGGUGUCGGUGCCAGUACAUCGGCAGCCGGCAGCGAAAAUACUCUCGGGACGCCAAUCACUCCCGCGGCCGAGUCGCACCUUUCCAAGAGCGAAUCCGACGGUGACGUUGUGUUCUACAUGGAGGAACCGAGGGCGGCAGGUACACCGUCCCGAACGAGGCGAAACGACCCGAAUCGAGGUGCAUUCGUGAGCCAAAACAGUUCCGUCACGGAGGCUCCCAGCGACGAAGUCGAAGCAGAGCCGGAACCAGAUGACGAACCGGAACCAGCUCGGGUGACACAGUUAACGGAGGCACAUCGGAACGCCAUCCGGGCAAUCCGGAAGAUCAAAUACUUCGUCGCGCGGCGAAAGUUCCAGCAGGCCCGCAAACCGUACGACGUCCGGGACGUGAUCGAGCAGUACUCGCAGGGCCACCUGAACAUGAUGGUUCGCAUCAAGGAGCUCCAGCGCCGGCUGGAUCAGACCCUGGGCAAACCGGGCAGCUAUCUGGCCGGGAUAGACCGGGUCGGUAACAUCAAACCGAUGACCGUCGGAGCGCGGCUGUACCGCGUCGAACAGCAACUAUCUGUGAUGGAUAAGAAAUUAGAUCAAUUAACCCACGCCAUUAACUCAAUGACCAUGCAGCAGAAGAUGAUAUUACCCCCAAUGCAACCGUCUAUGUUCCACGCUCCGCCGCAGACCCAGCAGCAGCAGCACCUGCAGCAGAUGGCGGUCCUCGGUUGUCUGCCCCCGCUGCAGUUACCCCCGGCACCCUCGCAAGCGAACUCACCAACGCCGACCAAGUGCAUCGAAGACGAUGUGUAAUAUUGGAUUUAAGCUUUCAUCCAUAGUUUAGUGCUAGAGCAAAAAAACCUUAGAAGUCUUUUUACCUUCAAAUACUAACUUUAAGCAUCGUUAAGCAGUUACCCUUAGAACAAUGACGGCUAGUCGAGAGAAUAAUAAGUGAGGGGAGAAAAAGUAGUAGUCUUUAAUACAACAGCCAGAUAACUUGGAAGUGAUUUUUAUAAACAAAUUCAACUCUAAACUGAGAAGCAAAUAAGUAAGAAUCUGUAGUGAAAGCGAAGACAAAAAAAUGCAUUUAAUAACAAAGCUACAUAAGUAUAUGAACAAUACAAAACCAGAGGAAAAACAAACAAAAACUUUUAGAUAAGCGAACUGAAACUAAAGAUUGAAUAGCACAAGAUCGAACCAAAACCACACUAGUUUACUGAAGCUUGACUUGCGAAACUCUUCACUUGAAAAAAAGGAAUGAGAGGAUGACACACAGAGAAAACGCGCGAGAAAGAGAGGAUAAGAGAGUAAAAAAACUGGCAAAUCUCAUUCAUCAAUCAGCCUACCAUGCCACCAUACAUAAUUAUAUUGUACAUUGUCGAUCAUACGAACAAGAGAAAUUUCAAAAUGGCCUACCGAAAGCGCAGCGAAUUCAGAAACCCAUUUGCUGGGAAUACGAUGUUCGGUUAGGUUUUUGUUUGCAGCGGCUCUCGUUUUAGUUGUUCGGUUUGUUUUUUGUACUAGGCAAGUUAUUUAGUGAAAAUCUCUAUGCAGUAGGUGAUGCAUUCGCAAUUGUGACUGAUGGAUCGUAUGUAUGUGUUGGAUUUGCUGGUUGAGAUGUUUUGGGGGUUUUCGAAGAGAACUUGCAAGGUUUGGUAAUCGUUCGAAGAAUUCCUGAAGGACCAUCGAAAUGACGUUGUUUCUUUCAAAGUGUUAGGCAUUUCGCAGUCAACAUUGUUUGAAAAAUAGUUAAUAAACAAUGUUAUCCUUCAGAGUAUUUCUUCCUGGAAAUUUUAGACACAAAUCUUUAUUUUUCGGAUAAGUAGCUUUCAAGCUAAUUUUUUAUUUAAUAAAUCAUAAUCUCAACUCUAAAAACAGCUUUUUAAAAAGCGGCUUGUGAUGAAAAUAUCUAUGAUAAAUGUUUAUUGCUUUUUUUAACUGGCAAUUAAGCUGCUCUAAACACCCCCAAAACCUCUGGCAUGACCCGACCGAUCCUAAGUUGACAACCGUCGAAAGAAAAUAACACCUUCAAAACUCAUUAGGAUUAAAUUUGGUAAUUCAAAUUGUACUUAAACCAACAACCAGUUAAUCCAGUCGAUCCUUUAAAAUUUUCUAAAAGCAAUAAAAAUCUGAAAGUGAACUGUAUGUGUGUGUGCUAAUGUGCUGUACGCAAAUUUAGUGAGUGUAGUGAUUGUUAUCUUCGGAAUGUUUUAUCCGUUUCGCCGCCGAAGCAAAAUUCCUGCCUCCCAUAGAAAGCGUCCGGAUGGCCAUUAGAAUGUGGAAUCUGUUUUUGUACUAUAUGAUACAAGAAAAAAGCAAAAAAGUUUUCAUAUUCUUGCGGUCAUCCGAUGGGGCGCCCUGCAACGAAGGGAAGGUGGCUCUUCGAACUCUCAUUUCAUUUUUAUUCCUUCGUUAUUUAAGUAUACUAAACGGAGAAAAAAAGGAAAAACGCGGUACGCACAAUGAGUUUUUUUCUUUUUCGAUCUGUAACUUUUUAUUUUUCGCUUGUUAGUAAAUGACGAAAUGCAGAAACUAUUUUAACGUUAUUUGUUAAACAAAAAACCGUUAGUUAACGAAAGCUAUUCAAGUUUCGUAGAUUUACACCAAAAACCUAUAUUUCACUUAAGUGUUAACUACUCGAACGUUGCCGAAUCGUUUUAAGGUAAUAAUGAAAAGUACUUACUGUGAUCACUCAAAACCGUGUAGAAACUCCAUCUCUAGUGGAUGUUGCGUGCAGUUUCUAUUCACCGAUCGAAUGCAACGCAGAAAGUGGGAUCGAAAUGCUGAUGUAAAUAUUGACCCAACUCAACCACUUUAUUCGAUUCCAUAUUCGAUAAUAUUGUUUGUAGAGAGAAGUUGUACAUUUUCUUAACUGACUUAGACAGGUUAUAAUUCGAGCCUCCAUAUCGAUUUUUGCGAGUAUAAAUAGCAUGUAAGGACUAUUUUCGUAAAAGAGAACUUGAAACAAAAACUGUCGCUGAAGCUGGAAACAAAGAAUAAAAAAACAGAACGUUAGUAUUACUGCGUAGAGUAAGUUGGUCAUAAACAUACUUACAAUAACAAAAAACAUAGUAAAUGAAGAUAUAAAAGCUUAAGGGUCCAAUCCUGUUUGCCUCUACCGUUCGAAGAAUGAUCUGAUGAAAUAUAAAAAAUAAUUUUUAAAACAGUUACUCCAUCUUUCCGAGCACGAUAAUGUUUAUGAUCAGAGUUUUUCGCUUAUACCUACCUUGUAAAUAGCCUUUUUCCAAACGUACCCUGUCGGCAGUAGAUUCAAACUUUGACCAAAGUAGGUUCAUAUUUAACUAAAUUUGCACCCAGAAAGAUUAAACUAGUUCCUUCAAUCUCUACAAAUAAAUAUGUACAACCAACAAACAAAACAAGAAAUAGACCAACAAAACCAGUUCAGAAUUCACAUAUCCUUCCCCUAUACAGUCUCAUGCAACAGUUGGGAGCCAAUGAAACUACAAGUAAUACAAUAGCAUCUUUGAAUCUAUCUUCUUCGUCUUUUUCUUCCCUCUUCUGCCCUUAAACAAAACAAAACAAAAACAACUUUUACAACACACAAAUCCAAAGGUUUCCGACCGGACCACAUAUAGCCCCUCAUCUCCCGUCAUCGCUGAAAACCGGACCGUAAAGGCUCCAUGAUACAGAACAGAACAGAAACCGUAGACCGUAUUGUAGAAGCAACAAAUAAGCAAGUUAGCAGAUAGAAACUCACUAUUUUCGAAACAACGUCUAGGUACUGUACUUCAAUACUAUACCGUAGGGGCCUCUACUUUUAACAAAACAAAAUAAACUAUCGAACGAAAGAUAAUGGUUCAAGAAAAAAAAAACAUAAUUGAACUAAAAAAAAACCCGUAACCGAUCUUCAUGCUUGCUGGAAAUCAUUAUCUCAAGGAUGAUUCCGUUGGAUACCGAAUUGGUCACACGACGAAUUUCAAGUACCUAGUUUUUCAUUAUUGUUGCCGAACUAGUAAAACUAUCUCGAAAAAAGAUCUGAUGAAUCUAUACGCUUUAAGACGCUAUCAUUUACAAAUGAAAUCCUCAUUAAUCAGAAUAAAAAGAAGCAAUCCCAAAUGAGAUCUUUGAGUGACAUGAAUUAAAUGAGACUCUAUGUUGGUUAUUUUCGACGAGAUUCAGAAAAUGAAACGAACAGAGCAAACAGACUUUUUUAGCAGCUCUUCUUUAUACAUAAACUUUCAACUGAACUAAUCCAAAAGAUUGUAAAAUGCCAUGCACAUAAAAUUGGUUUACCAGAUACUCGACGCAAAUUGCGCCUUCUGUAAGGCAAGUAAUCGCCUUAUCGGAAGAAAAUAAAGCAUGAAAAGAAUAGAACAGACUAUUUUCCGUUAUAUUCUCUUGAUACUUGAAAUCGUUCAACAACAAACGAAUCAAAAGAUUCGCUGGCGAUGUCGAUGUCGCGAAUCAAUGUGAUGCAUACGAUAGCUGGGAGUAUCAAAAGCAAGAUAAGAGAUGCUAGAUCUGCAGAAAUAGUAGGGGUCUUCACAUCGAGCUCGUAUACGAAUACCCAGCCGUAAACUGUGUAUCUUCCAUUACUCGUCAAUGGAGGUGAGUAUUUUUACGGCUGGGUAUUUGUAUACGAGCUCGACAUGAAUUCCCAUAGUGUAUUUCAAUGAAAAUACGGAUCUGUAGACAAAAUAUUUCUGCAGCAUUCAACACAAUUUCUGUAGAGUUACACGUUUUUUUUUAAAUGAAACCCAACUUUAAAAAAAAAAUUCAUCGAUUUUGGAGAGUGGCAUAAUGCAGCUUGGCAGUCUGAGAAGAUACCGAUUUUUGCAUGCCUAUAGUAAUGUUUAAGACAUAUCUUGGCACAGAAGGGUAUAUUCCCUAUUACCAGGCUUGUUAACUCCGGAACCAAUAUUGUUUUACACCAUAAACAAAGCUCAGCUUCUUUCGUUACACGAAGAUCUAGAGACGGCAGGCAAAGCAUGGCUUUCAAAGCUGCCACUGGUGUAGUGCGAAUGGGGCUGGUAAAGGAGAGACAGGCCAGUCUUAAUUCAAAAAUUCAUGUUUUUUUGAUGUUCAUACAUUACAUGUAUGAAAGAAUUGGUUAGUCCUUUUGCGGCUUCCUUAUCACAUACUGCAUCAGAUUUUGACAGUCGAUUUAUCGACCUUCUUAGCUGCUACAUGCCAGUUCACCUUGAAUUGCUGCUCGCUCCCGAAGACUUUUUUUUGUCUUCCGUAAGUUUCGCUUUACGAUGGCCCAAUACUGUUCGAUCGGGCGAAACCAUGGACUGAUGGGAGAGUUCUUAUCCUCAGCCACGCAUUUGACGUUGUUGGUCGCAUACAACUGCAGAGCCUCUUUGCCGUAGUGACAUGAGGCCAAAACAGCACGGAACUCGUGUGAAAGAAUCAUCAUUGGAGGCUCUCGGUGACGUAAACUUGCUGGUUGUUCUCUUUACACAGCAUAUCGCCUGCCAAUCCAGACAUUCCUUUGCGAAUUUCAACAAUUUAUUGUUUUUAAAUAUUCCUGCUACCCUGCCUCUUCCCGUCGCCGUGUAGAAUUGUUGUCCCGGAAGCUGGUUAAAGUUGGUCUUGACGUAUGUCUCGUCAUCCAUAACGAUACAGUCGAAUUUGGUCAACAUCGUCGUGUACAACUUCCGUGUCCACGUUUUAGCCGAUUUGUUUUGCUUUUCUUCGCGGUUUGAUGUGGUGUGGGACACUCCGACUUUAUCAGCCACAUCCCGGAUCGAUGAGUUUGGAUUUCUUGUGUAUGUUCUCUUCACCGCUUUGGUUGUCUGUUCGACCGUCGGAAUGCGGUUUCCUUUACUUCCAGGCUUCCGAGUAGUGGUUUACCUUUCCCCAAACACUCUAAUCACUUAAGACACCGUCGAUUGAGCUAAAUCGAGCUUUUUCGCUAAAAGAUAUGCGACAAAAGCGGAAAUUCUUGGUGCGCGUGCAAACUUUUUAAACGCCUUUCUCUUGCGUGGAGGCCAUUUCGAACACUCAAGAGCGUACGCCGAAAGCAAAGUAGGCACUUUCUACGCAAAUAGGGGUUUAAAUUUUUUUUUAAUUAUCGAUUAUGGGAAUAAUGCUGAAGUUAAGCACUUAUUGGUCGUUCCACCCUUUAUCCAGUGCGUAUAUUCCUAAUACUUCAGCGACUUUUCACCAGACUUCUUCCGUUCUCUUGAUUUUUGCCCAAAUUUCCUUUUCUACCUGCCAAACCUCUUGAAGAACUAGACUUUCUCUCACACAGAGUGAGUAAUUAUCCACAUUUAGGCGAAAAGUAUUUCAGUCGCAGAGUUCCUUUUCACUCUUCAUCAUCACGUGUUAGGGAUAAACAAUUAUUUGCUCUCUCAGUUUAAGAGGGAGUAGUUUUCGCUAGCUUCUCCUUUACUAGAAGAAAAGUUGGCCAAAUAUCAAAACAAAUAGGUUCACAUUGAAGCCACAUCCUAACCGUUUUCGAAUUUAAUAUUAUAGAAAGAUUCGCAACUCACUAUGGGUGCGUAUUCUGCAGAAAGUUCGGUUUUAUACUGUUUUUGUCGCACCCCAGAGCGAUGAGAACGGUAACGCAAUGCUCAGUUGGUCGCCUAGCAAUUUAUUUCAUUUUUCUUGCGUGCGCGGAUGAGCAAUUUACAAGAGUUUCACUGGAUUUCUGCUCUGUCAAAUUAGGAGCGUUUUUUCGUCAGAGAAACUAUUACUCUGCGCUCUCACUACAGCAGAUGGUGUGCGCGUUCCAAUGCCAUGAAGAGCAAUUUCCGUCGAUUUACCAAGUUGGUAACCGUACUUACUUACUUCAGCAACUCGUCGUAAAUCUAGACGUCUCGACACCCACAGAUCCGCUUCAACUUGGUCAAGCCAUCGAGCCAUAUUCCAGGUGCCGGUGGGGUCCUUGUAGAGAACCGAUUUUACCGCACGGUCGUCCGGCAUCCUCGCGACAUACCCGGUCCACCGUAGCCUCCCGACCUUCGUCAGGUUUACAAUAGGAAUCUCUCCAAAUACGAAUACACCACUCUCCGCUUUAGGUUUGUACACCUCCAAAUAUUGUCCGCAACACAUUCCGUUUAAAUACGGCCAGUGUGCGUAUGUCCUUUGUGAGCAGUGUCACGGUUUCGAGUCCAUAGAGAACCACGGGUCUAAUUAGGGUUUUGUACAUCGCACAAUGGUCGGAAAAUUAAGAUUUACGGCCAAAAUUAUUUUCUCGUUGUCAGAUUGUUUGUUUUCUAAUGUAGAUAAUUUUGUCAUAUGAGAAAGUAUUGUAAUGACAAGGGGCUGUCCAUAAACCACGUGAAUUUAAGCAUAUCUAAUUUUUUUUUUCAAAACCAAUGAAAAAACUCGUCACUGUAUACAAACGAAUGAUUAUACUAAUUUUACGAAUUCUCAAUGUGUUCUGGACCAAAUUGGUGUGAUAUACGAAAAAUUUCAUUAAUAAAUCACCCAAAAAUUCAAGAUAUAUAGGAAAAAUGAAUAACUUUUAAUCGCCUUUUUUCUACAAAAACGCAAAUUUUCCGCAAACUUUUAACCUUGGUUCUUAAAGGGCACAAACAGGGCUCUCAGGCACACUAUCAGGAGCUGUGCUUACACGUGCUUACAUUUGAUGUUUUUGGAGGUCAUAAUUAAGAAAAUUCCGAAUAUUUUCUACGUGGCCUGCGGCAGACUCUGCAAGGUUAAAAUCAAAUUCUCUUUCGGUUUUAGGAAGCUAAUGUAAUAAGCUCUUAAGGUGAAACCUCAUUGAAUCCAAAAAUGGCCGACUUCGAGUCACCACUUCGAAUUUUCGAAAGCACAAGACUCGGAAAUAGUUAAUGCGUUCCCUGUGAAAAUGCUAUUUUAUGUUUGCUGUGGUGAAGCAAACAUAAAAUAGAAUUUUCAAAUGGAACGCAUUGAGUAUUCUCGUAUGAGUAUUCUGCUGAAAAUUCGAAGUGGUGACUCAAAGUCGGCCAUUUUUGGAUUCAAUGAGGUUUCACCUUGUGUGCAAACAUACCAUAACAGGUUAUGUUGGAUUUUAUAUAUUCCAAAAUAUUCUGAAGAAUUGUCUUCCCUCAUUUUUGAAAGAGGUAACUUUGGUGGCGUUUUUCGACAUUAACCGAUUUAUUUAUCAAGAUUUCAUUGAUAAAUUAUGAAAACAUAGAUCAAAAACUACAAAAUCAUGUGCCCCAAACUUCCCAAUUAUGAAAUUCGCAUUUUGGUAUUUUGGCCACUCCUCUAUAUGGAGACGGUCUUAUGUGCAUCGUCAGUUUCGUGCGGCGGCGUAUGCUCCUGGCGCGUCCUGUGAAGGGCAAAGUAGGCUCGAUUUUCCAGCUUGAAUAUGGCGUUAGACCUCCUUACUUGUGUUAUUGUCAGCGCUUACCAGUGAUCUCAAGUAUACGAACUCCUCUACCACUUCGAGUUCGUCGCCGUCCAUGAUCUCCGUCCGUGGGAGGCGAAUGUUGGUUUCAUCCAGGUCGUCUGUGAAGCCUAUGAGUUGACUACCUUUGACUACUCUUUCUCCCAAAUCCUAGAGAUUACCCAGUGGAGUGCCGUUGCAAGUGCCUCUUUUACAUGUUUAAAGAGUUCUUCCGGCAGCCUGUCCUUGCCGGCGGCUCUGUUGUUCUUGAGUGACCCAAUUUCCCCUUUGAUCUUCAGGAUAUCGGGAAGUGCGACACUACUGUCGUUUGUAGGCACUCCAAGGAUAACUUCCCUUCCGCCUCCUUCCGUUGCUCCGCUGUUGAGAUGCUCAUCGAAGAACUGCUGCCACCUGUCAAACACCCCGCGAUUGUGAUCAGGUUUUUCUCCACGUCUCUACACAUAUCUGGACUCGGUGUCUAGCCUUUACGGGAUUGGUCCACCUUCUCAAAAAACUUGCGCGUAUCGUUAGCCCGAAACAAUUGCUCCAGCUCUUCACGAUCUAUAUCGAUCUCUGUCCUCGCGCAUAGUUCUAGGCAGCUUGAGGGCUGGUUAACUUCCGGAUGUUUGGCCGGAGGGGGCGGUUCUGAUGUGUUUGAAAUACCGUGGAAAGUUUUGAACGCACAUGUACUGCUACUAGGUGGUGACCUGAGUCGAUAUUCGCACCCCGGAGGAAGCGUAUGUUUGUAAAGGGUGAGAAAAAUCGGCCAUCAAUGAGAACGUGAUCAAUUUGAUUUGUUGUUCGGUAGGCAGGUGAUCUCCAGGUGGCUUUGUGGAUAUCUUUGCGUGGAAAGAAAGUGCUUCUAAUCACUAGGCCUCGGGAAGCUGCGAAGCCUUUGUCGUUCAGGUCAGCGUGUAGGCUGUGAGGCCCUAGCAUCGGUCUAUACAUCGCUUCCCUACCAAUCUGUGCGUUCAUAUCACCGAUGACGACCUUGAUGUCCCGUAAUGAGCAGCCGUCGUAUGUUGCCUCCAACUGCGCGUAGAACGAUUCCUUCUCGUUGUCAGGGAGGUAGUGCGGGCAGUGGACGUUGAUAAUGCUGUAGUUGAAGAAACGACCUUUAGUCAUCAACAGACACAUCCUCUCGUUGAUCGCCUUGCAAUUGAUCACGUAAUCCUGCUUUAUGCCCAUAACACAAAACCCCGUUGGUUGCUUCACCGAUCUGGGAGAACUGGGCCUUGCCUCCACGGACUUUCCACACUUUCCCACCUUUGCAACAGAUCUCCUACAGAGUCACGAUGCCGAACUUGCGAGAUUAUAGCUGCUCAAGCAGCACCCUGUGCCCACAAAAUAUGCAGUUCCAGGUACCGAGUUUUCACUCGUGGUCCGUGUUUUGUUGUUUUGUUGUGUUUUUUGUCCAUGCUGAAUGUUCCGAGUCAUAUUUUCUUGAUUGUUCAUAGUGUAAUUGUUUAGGUUGGUUGCCUUACUUGGGCCACGCUACCGAGUCUCGUAAUAGGGCUGCCAUCUUGGGUAUAGCGUUUGAGACAACACGCUCCUUGAUGCAGCCGCCCGCUCCAGGUCAGACGCUGUUAUGAGCUGCCACUAGCCUGGGAAACAGACGCUCAAAAAGGCUGGGUUUUCCUCCUAGGAGGUCAACCCACAUCCCCCUUUUCUGUCAGUAUACGGGUUGGUUACCAUGAAGACUAUUCCAUAACAACCAAAUUUAUAUUCUUAAUGAAAAUAAUGUUCUGGCAUUAAACUCGCAAUGAUGGAGGAUAAAACUGGAAACAAAACGUUAAUUUAAUGGCUUGAGUUGCUUUAGAUAUUCAAAUUAAGCCAAAAUUGCAUCCUCAUGAAGAUAAGAGAAUAUGAAGAGAAGAGAGUAGCACAACUUUCCACUGUUGUGUGGAUAUUCGUCUCGAAUGAAGUGGAACAGCACGAUGUCAAAAAUAGAAAAAAACAGAAACUUUUUUUCCUGAAGAAAAGUAUAUUUUAGGACGUCAAAGCUCCCGUAAGAUCUGAUUCCGGUAUUCAACCAUCACCUUUCCAUGUAAAUAUCACCUCUUUCUUCGUACUAAGUUAGAAUCAAACCUUGUCCUGUCAGAUUAUAAUUUAAUUUCACGACAGCAAACAAUCGGUUUGCGUCAAAAGUACGUUCCUACUAUUUUAAGUAGCAAAGAAACAAAUCAUCAUUAAUGGCUAGCAUAAUUGCAACAGCACCGAAACACAAAUUUAAUUCGAAACUUUCUGUUACUCCAUGUCUUGAAGACAUAGUUUUUUUGGUGUUCGACAGCUUCUAGAAUAAUACCAGCCAUUUAAUUAUCGGUUUAAUCUAUUUGCAAUAAGCGACAUUGUAAAUAUACGUACGAAGAAUAAACAAAAAACACACACACAGCAAAUAAACUGGUAUAAAAAAACACACUUACACGGGUUUCUAUACUAUAUAUACUAUAUAUAGCGGAAAGCGUUCGAAGCAGAGGGGGAACAGUUCUUGAAAACUGCUUAACAAUGUAAAUUUGCAAAUGAAAAGAAAGGAAAUCAAUAUCAAUCAAUAGAGAAGAAGGCAAGUGAGUGCACUAAACCGAACUACUACAUACACAGAAAAACCGAAUGAAAUAAGCUUUAUCGAGCAAAUAGUGAGUAAACCGAACCGAAUCAGCAACUAAGUAUUUGGCGUUACGUUUGACUAUUUUAUCGAAUCGGACAGUAACGAUGCGGAGAAUCAAAUUACAGUUGGAAUUUAUACAAAAUCUCGUUAAAAAAUAAGAGAUAAUUAUAAUCCAAUCCACACAGAGACAUUUUACGACCUUGGUGACAGUUAGAGAAAGCAGAACGAACAUAGAGCAAAUACCGAUGGAAGACAAAGCGCAUAUUAUUACAAUUAACGUUAAUUAAUUAAUACCCAAUCACAGGAGGAUGAAUUAUCAGUAAUUAUCGUAAGUCUAAUCGUACAUUUAUAUUCAAUCUAAUUUCACUUUUCAAUUUUAAACGAUCCAAAGAUGAGAAUACCAAAACAAGCUAAGCAAAACAAAACAGCAAAGAAAAAAAAUUAAAACAAAGAGAAAUAAACUAAUUCUUUUCUGA